Molecule: messenger RNA, 1080 nt
Organism: Malaya genurostris
Lineage: Eukaryota; Metazoa; Arthropoda; Insecta; Diptera; Culicidae
Exons: 1
Coding region: 1-1080 (359 amino acids)
Source: RefSeq, a predicted model, not a curated record
AUGCAACUGCAGCAUCAACAACAACUACAACAGCAGCAGUUAUCGCAACAGCAUCUAAGCAUGCCACCAGGGGCACGACAUCAUCAACACGCAAGUGGUCAUCCAGGUCACACUAUGACUAUAAACAGAAAAGUUAUCGAUCAAAAUCAGUAUAAUGAAGAUACUCCGCCUCCCCUCCCACCCCUACGUAAUCCACAAAAAGCAUUGGAUCCAGUUCAAGCAAUACCUAGUCUAAACGAUAGUUCCAUUAAUGAGCGCGACAAGCAAAUUUACAUCUGCUCUACACUCAAAAAUCCAACUAGUCACAAUACAAAAGAUAACAGUAACAUUAUGAGUAACAGCAAUGGCCAAACUCACCCGAACAAUACUAAUAAUCAUGCCCAUGGGAAUAACUCCUACGGUACCAUGAAACAAACCACAAAUACAAUAAAGAAUCAAACUACAUUCAACUCAACUCCAGCAACGACAACUAAGCCAUUACCAUCGAUCAUCAAUACACCAUUGCCGGAAAUACCUAAGCAACAUCAGUUACCGCCACCAAAAGAUGACAUAUACGUUAAACGUAAGCUUAUUGAUCAAAACAGCAAGUUUGCUACGUUGAAGGCUAUUCCGAUGCCAAAAAUCGAGGCAUUAGAACUUGAGGCCCAGAAGAAAAAAAUUAUGCAAGCCCAGCAGCAGAAAACCUCCAAUACACCGAAUGGUAUUCCCGUUACUACGACCAUUUCAACCCUACCACCACCUCCCGUGACAACAGUGAGCGGAGUCCUGACUGCAUCCCAAAUUCAAUCUCUUCCCUUACCACCUCCACCACCAGAACUGAUCGAAGAGGAAGCAUUGCCUCCCCCACCACCACCUGUUGUCCAGGAUGAUGAAUUGACUGCUCACGAUAGUUCGAAAAACAUUAACGUUACCAAAGUUGAUACCAAAGAGGUUAUCUAUGCUACCAAAGCGAUUACUAGUCAUAAUAAUAACGGAACUAACGGGAACCAUAAUGGAUCAAAUGGAAGCAUCGUUACAAACCCAACGAACACUAACAACAAUAGUGACGAGAGCAGUUUCUAUGCUGUAACUGAACUGUAG